This is a messenger RNA of Brassicogethes aeneus, 2055 nucleotides long. Lineage: Eukaryota; Metazoa; Arthropoda; Insecta; Coleoptera; Nitidulidae. The record is from the annotation of a GenBank genome assembly.
AAUAAUCACAAGAUUUCUCAGCUGUCACAGAGAAGUGGUUUUUAUAAGAAAAGGGUGUUUUUUGUGUUUUAACUGCGGAAAAAAGGAGUUUUCGAAGAUGGUGGGUGGAACUAAUGGGGCCGCGGCCGAACCCAAAUUAAAGGAACUAAUAACGUCCAUAGACGAUGAUAAAAUCGAUAUGCUGGCCGCAACGAGCGUCCUCCAGCAAAGAGCCACCGACAUCAGAAACCAAAAAGUCAACUGGCAAUCAUAUUUUCAAUCCCAGAUGAUUUCACAGGAGGAUUUUAACUUUAUUGUUGCCUUUGAUACGCACGAUUCGCACAAAAGAGAGGGAUUGCUUCACAGUGACCCUGAUCAAUGUGCACAAACUUUUCUGAACCUUUUGGGGCAUGUAUCAAAGGACCAGACAUUACAGUAUAUUCUUGUACUUAUGGAUGACAUGUUGCAGGAGGAUAGAUCUAGAGUUGAAAUAUUCCAUAACUAUGCCAAUAAGAAGAAAGAAUCAGUCUGGGGACCAUUUUUAAAUCUAUUGAAUCGUCAAGAUGGUUUUAUCACUAAUAUGACAUCAAGAAUUAUAGCUAAAAUUGCUUGUUGGUCUCAUACACCUAUGGAAAGGUCAGAUCUGCAUUUUUACCUAACUUGGUUAAAAGAUCAGCUAAAAACCCAGUAUGGACAAAUAGCGAACGCCAUUCUACAAGCGGAGUUGGUGAAAAGCCCUAAAGGAGAAGAACCGAAGGAACAUUACCAUGAAGUUAAUUUUAGUAUUGACGAAAAACAGGGUUCUCAAGAAAUUUCGAACAACGAGUUUAUCCAAUCGGUGGCCCGUUGCCUUCAGAUGAUGCUUCGCAUAGAUGACUACCGUUUCGCGUUCGUCUCGGUGGACGGCAUAUCCACCUUGCUGUCCGUCCUGUCCGGCCGCGUGAACUUCCAGGUCCAGUACCAGUUGAUUUUCUGCCUGUGGGUGUUGACUUUCAACCCCCUGCUGGCCGAGAAGAUGAACAAGUUCAACGUCAUCCCCAUUCUGGCCGACAUUCUGAGCGACUCCGUCAAAGAGAAAGUCACCAGGAUCAUUCUGGCGGUGUUCAGGAAUCUGAUCGAGAAACCUGAUGACUUGCAAGUCGCCAAAGAGCAUUGCAUUGCUAUGGUACAGUGCAAGGUGCUAAAACAACUGGCAAUCCUCGAGCAACGCAAAUUCGACGACGAAGACCUUAUUGGCGACGUAGAAUUCCUAACAGAAAGAUUACAAAGCUCCGUGCAAGAUUUGAGCUCUUUCGACGAAUACGCAACCGAGGUAAAGUCAGGUCGCUUGGAAUGGUCCCCGGUGCACAAAUCCAAAUUUUGGCGCGAAAAUGCGCAACGCCUCAACGAGAAGAACUACGAACUUUUGCGCAUCUUGAUCCAUUUGCUGGAAACCAGCAAAGACCCCCUGGUCUUGAGUGUAGCCAGCUUCGAUAUCGGAGAGUAUGUCCGUCAUUAUCCACGCGGAAAGCACGUUAUUGAGCAAUUGGGAGGCAAGCAACUGGUAAUGCAGCUUCUGGCUCACGAAGACCCCAAUGUCCGCUACGAGGCCCUUUUGGCCGUUCAAAAGUUGAUGGUGCACAACUGGGAAUACCUUGGCCGUCAGUUGGAGAAGGAGCAAACCUCCGAUAAACCUCAACCUAAACCUGGCGCACAGGUUUCUGGCAAAGCGUAAAACACCUAAUUUUACGACAAGUAUUAUGGUAUCAUUUUUAUUAGAGUUUUUAUGUUGAUACAAGUGAAUUUGACAGUUUAAAUGUCACUUUGACAGUAGAUCUGUCAUUUUUGACGUUUAGGUUGUCAAAUUCAAGCUUUUAAUAAAAUUACAGUGCAAGUUUUGAUGUCAUUUUUUGCAGUAUAUAGGUGUAUAGUUCUACAUUCCCAUGAUAUUAGCUGUUUUUAGUUUUUUGAAAAUUCACGUACUAAAAUAAUAUUUUAAUCAGUUUAUCUAUGUAAAUAAGUAUAUAAAUAAUAAAUCAAUAAAAAUUGUAUGAUUGUUACUGAAUUAUUAGUGUUAAUAAAAAAUAUGUUGAGAAU